This is a messenger RNA of Macrosteles quadrilineatus (aster leafhopper), 3277 nucleotides long. RefSeq names its product neurobeachin-like protein 1. Gene Ontology annotation, biological process: intracellular protein localization. The record is from RefSeq and is a predicted model, not a curated record. Gene Ontology annotation, molecular function: protein kinase binding. The transcript has 17 exons. Gene Ontology annotation, cellular component: membrane; cytosol. The coding region runs from base 89 to 2611 and encodes 840 amino acids. NCBI's taxonomy places the organism in Eukaryota, Metazoa, Arthropoda, Insecta, Hemiptera, Cicadellidae.
GUAUGUCCCUGCAGAAUACCCACAUACAUAGCUAAGGGACCAAGAGGAACAGCACUGGAAGCUCUCCCGACAUGAGAACUUUCUACGCAUGCGGCUCAAGUUGUGUCCCAACCUACACUUCAGCAGACACACGGACGCCAGCAACCUGCGAGAUAAUACAGGCUGGCUGAGCCGUGCCAGGUCAGAAGAGGUGCCACUAUCCCUCAACAUCUCCUCAGCCGCCGUACGUGGAGAUGCAGACGACGCAGACUACAUACCUGAGGAGGAUCUGCGGAACCUCUCUGAACAAGAGAUUGAUGGUGGGACUGAUGGCAAGGAGAAGCUGGUGUUGUCACAGGAGUGUCAUCUUGUCACACUGAUGAGUGCAGUCAAAGGAAGGUUUGACAUAACCACUACACACGUUUACUUCCAUGAUCUCAGUCCGGUCAAAGACGAUUUAGAUAGACAGGACUUUAAGUGGCCUCUGCCAAGUUUAAGGGAAAUCUAUCUACGGAGAUACAACCUCAGGAGAAGUGCUCUGGAGAUUUUUCUGAUAGAUCAAACAAAUUACUUCCUAAAUUUUACAACGAAGACUCGUAACAGAGUGGUCAGUCGACUGUUAGGCCUAAGGCCUCCCAACUUGGCCUACAACAGCAGCCGGUCUCCUGCUGACCUUCUCAGGGCCUCAGGCUUAACUCAGAAAUGGGUGAAUCACGAGAUAACAAACUUUGAGUACCUCAUGCAGCUGAACACAAUCGCAGGCCGCACCUACAACGACCUGUCCCAAUAUCCAGUGUUCCCUUGGAUCAUUGCUGACUACACCUCUGAAGAACUUGAUCUCAACAAUCCUGACACAUUCAGAGAUCUCUCGAAACCUAUCGGGGUGGUCAACCCCCGCAACGAGGCUGAUGUCAAGAUGAAAUACGACUCAUUUGAGGAUCCAUCUGGUACUAUAGCCAAGUUCCACUAUGGCACACACUACUCUAACUCCGCUGGAGUGCUUCACUAUCUGGUUAGAGUGGAGCCCUUCGCCUCACUCCACAUAGAGUUGCAGAGCGGACGCUUUGACGUAGCCGACCGCCAGUUUCAUUCCAUUCCUCAGACGUGGAAGCUACUCAUGGACAAUCCCAACGAUGUCAAGGAACUAAUCCCAGAAUUCUUCUAUUUUCCUGAAUUCCUGAAAAAUUUAAACCAAUUUGACCUCGGACUGCUGCAAGGCACAAAAGAUCGGGUCAAUGAUGUGGAUCUGCCUAAGUGGGCUUCAAGCGCAGAAGAUUUCAUCUAUAAACAUCGAAAAGCCUUGGAAUCAGAACAUGUGUCUGCUCACCUACAUGAGUGGAUAGACCUGAUAUUUGGCUGCAAGCAGAAGGGUCCAAAGGCUGUCGAAGCCCUUAAUGUCUUUUACUACUGCAGCUAUGAGGGUGCUGUGGACCUAGACGCUAUCACCAACCCUGUGGAGCGGGAGGCUGUGGAAGGGAUGAUCAACAACUUCGGACAGACACCGAGUCAGCUGCUAAAGGAGCCACACCCUCAGAGACUCAGCAGUUCUGAAGCACUUGCCAAGAUGCUGAAGAGUGAACGUAAACCUGACAUCACCAUGUUCCUCAACAAACUGACCCCCAUCACUGUUGAGGUGUCCAAUGACAAAGACCCCGUAGUGUUUGUCAGUGGCCCCCGCUCCCCGCCACGAGGGUUCCUACAGACAGCACUGCCAGACUGUCUGGUGACUGUCACCCGUGGAGGAGUGGUGGGGGUUCACUCGUGGCUACCUUACGAUAGGUAUAAUAAUCGAGGCUUCACCUUCGACACCGACCCAACCAUGGCACAUCCAAAGACUCGUCGUAGUGUAUCCGACUCAUUCCAUCCUAGCAUCAGUCCAAACAGUCAGCUGUUCUGCGUGUCCCAUGAUGGUAAGAUGCUGAUAACUGCUGGACAUUGGGACUGCAGUGUCAGGGUGUACAGUCUCACCAAGAACAAGACUUUGGUCUCCGUCAUCAGGCACUUUGAUUUGGUAACAUGUGUGGCUCUGGACCAGUGCAGCUGGUACCUAGCCAGUGGCUCUCAGGACUGCACUGUGGUGGUAUGGGACAUCAGCCAUCUUAGCUCUGCACCUCUGCGACCAGUUCAAACACUCUACGGACACGACCAGCCAGUCACCACCGUCGCCAUCGCCACCGAGCUCGAUUUGGUUGCUUCUGGGUCGAAGGAUGGCACAGUGAACAUCCACAGUAUCCACGAAGGCCAGUACCUCCGUACAUUGUAUCCAGCUGGUUGUGACCUGGGAGUUUCCACGGAGAUCACCUACCUCGCUAUCUCUGCCCAAGGUCAUGUCGCUUUUGCUGCUAACUCUACGACAAACCACUCAGUCCACGUGUUCUCGGUGAACGGAGAGUCGGUUGGCUCCAAGUACGUGGCUGGGAGAGUCACUGGUCUUGCCACUGCAGGGGAUUGUCUGGUGGUGGUGGACGAUGCUGGCGACCUCACCAUGAGUAGACUGCUCGGGCUGUAUCCAGUGUUUGACAUCCCCCUCCACAUCCCCAUCCAGGAUGUAGUGGUCACUCCGGGAAACUCUCAUCUCCUUGUCUCCCUCCAGGAUGGCAACAUUGUCGUCAUCUUCGUCCCCAACUCGUAACAUCGCAAUAGCUACAUUCCACUCCUAGUAGUGUUCAUAGUGAUAAGAAUGUUUAAAAUUAUGCAUUGUUAAGAUAUGAUUGAUUUUAUAAUAUUUACUCAAAUAGUAAGAAUUAUAGAUAUAGGUUUUAUUUUUGAAGAAUGAAUAUUGUUGUCUAUUCCAAUAAGAGUUUUUAAUAGUAUAUAUGUAGAUGUUGUGAAACAUUGAUAGAAUGAUAGAAUGUACCACGAAUACUUGCUGUGGAUCAUAAACAUUAACAUAUUAUGUUAUUGGCCAGAAAGUAAACAUUAUUUUAUUAUUUAACAAUCCUUAAAUGUAACUGUCUAAACCUACCUGAUGUUAUUGGUAUAGGAUUUGAGCGAGUUAAAAAUAGUUGUUUAUGUCUAUGAUCCAUACCAGUUUCUGUUCUAAUAUUCGUGGAAUAAUACAUAUUUUAUUUGAGACUAAAUGUUGUUGUCUUAAUAGUUUUACUUAGUUGAGUUGUGUGUAUAUGACUGUUGUGAAAGCUCUUUGUUUUAUAAGAUGGUUGUCUGCAUUAGUGAAUUUGACACUUGCUUUCAAUUCAUGUUAGUCGAUGAGUAGUUGAAAUUUAUCACGUUGUAACCAUUAUUAUUGUUAAGUGAAGCAAAUUUUAGGUUUUUGUUUUUAUUAGUUAUUUUCUUUGAU